Molecule: messenger RNA, 2199 nt
Organism: Xyrichtys novacula (pearly razorfish)
Lineage: Eukaryota; Metazoa; Chordata; Actinopteri; Labriformes; Labridae
Source: the annotation of a GenBank genome assembly
AAUAACAAGUCAGCGUUUUUGACCACAAAUAUAAAAAGAGGAAGCUUUUGCUCUCUUAUUUGACAUCUUUCCCCGCACCCUGCGAGUCAGCACAGGACGUGGCGGCUGUUCUCAGUAAGUUUUUUACAAGUUACUUGAACUCUCUUUUUUAAGACAGGCUUGAUUUUAUUUCAUACUGUAUUACAGUAACUAAGCUAAACUGUACAUAUUAUCUUAAAUUUAUCAAUAUGUAAUAUUUUUUAUGCUUUGACAAUAUUGUUCUGAAUGUCAUGCCAAUAAAGCUCAUCUGAACAUGAUCAAAUUUAUCUUUAACUUUAUCACAUUAUUUUAAUUCUGAUUUAAAAGGAAAUCCUAUUCUGUCCUUAUCACAUUUUUGCUCAUGUUUCCUCAGAAAACCAACAAUGUUGAACAACUCCACUCUGAGUGAUGAAGAUUAUGAUCAUGUGGAAUAUUUGUGUCCUCAGACAUUUGACUUUAACACCCUCAGUGGUGCUUUCUUCAUUGUGAUCUUCAUCUUUGGUCUCAUUGGAAAUGUCCUCGUUUUAUGUGUUCUUACCAUCUAUGAGAACCUGAAAAAUGUCCAAAAUAUCUUCAUCCUGAACCUGGCCAUCUCUGAUUUGAUCUUCACUAUCACGCUCCCAUUCUGGGCCGUCUAUCACCUGCAUCACUGGAUCUUUGGGGACUUUGCCUGCAAGUUCAAAAUUGCAGCGUACUACACCGGUCUGUACAGUAGUGUCAUUCUGCUGACUGCCAUGACCGUGGAUCGCUUCACUGCGGUGGUGAUGCACAACUUCCAUAUUAACCCUGCAACAAGGCGGAUAUGUGUUAUGGUUUCCUGUGCAGCUGCCUGGAUCAUCAGUAUUGCUGCAUCGAUGGUUGAUGCUGUCAAAGUAGGAGUGUCGCCCAGCUGGAAUGGUGAUUUCAUGUGUGAUUAUCAAUCUGAGGAUCACUCUGAGGAUCACUCUGACUUCGACCUGGGAUAUUAUCUCCAAAUAGCUCUGCUCUUUUUCCUCCCAUUUGCCAUCAUAGUCUUCUGCUAUUGUGCCAUCCUGAAGACAGUCCUGCAGGCUUCAAACAGAAAAAGUCGCAGGACUGUUGUGGUGAUCUUCUGUAUUGUUACAGCAUUCUUUCUCUGCUGGGGACCUUACCACAUUUUGAUUUUGAUUAGUUCUUUUUACAUACCUAAAGGGUGCAAUGCAGCCUCACAUUUGGACAUGGCCUAUGAAAUUUGUCGCAUCUUGGCUUAUUCUCAUUGUUGUAUGAACCCUUUUCUGUAUUUGCUCUCACAAAAGUUGCGUAGCCAUUUUUUGCAACUUUUGCACUGCCGCAAAUACUCAAAGAAAAGCGGGGAGAGAGGCCAGAGCACCUCCGGUACCCAGCAUGUUGCUUUUGCGGCACAAAACUCUACUGUCAUGUUGGAGGCAUCAUUCAAAUAGCAGCCCAGUAGUCACAAUCUAUAAUGUAAAAAUAUCAUGUAUAAUAUCUCAACUUUGUUUGGUGUAUUUUCAUUUUGACAGUGUGCAUAUUUCUUCAAAAAAAGUAUAGAUCUCUUUAUUUAUCAUUGCAAAUAAAUGUAUUGAAUGUAACUGUAUGUGGUAAAGCUUUUAUCCCUGGACUACCACUGCCAAGUAAGAGAAAUUCAGUUGUGCAAUUUACCAAAUAAAAGUGAAGAGGAGUGUUGAGAAGCUUUUUUCACUUCUUUGUUCCACUAACUGUGGCGACAUCCUACAUUUUCAAUUCUGCUGUGCAAGCGCUUUUGUGGGAAAAAUCGCAAAUGGAGUAAAACAUGAGUGACCCUGUUGAGUCAGUCUGGGGACUUACCAUUGAAAAAUGAGUGUGAAUUCUUUUUUUUUUUUUCUCAUAGUUAAAUGUCACAAUUCAAAUCCCCCAAAACUGGAUCAGUUAAAAAAAGAGGAAUAAAACUUAAGUUAAAUAUGGUACAUGAAAUCUGCUUGUGCCUUGUUAUGAUUAUAAUUGAUUGUUUAUCAAAGGCAGAGCUCAGUUAACCAGUUGGUAUUUAAUUACCAAAGUUCAGUGUUUGAUUAUUUAUUUAAUUGAAAGUUUAUUCGGAAAAUCGCAAACUGUUUUGUUUCAUAUCGUCUUCAAUUUGCAUCACACAUUUUUAAAUCGGAACUAUGAGUAUAGACAUUUUUUUUUUCAUAGUUAAAUGGCACAAUUUAAAUCCCCCCCCAAACUGGA